Molecule: messenger RNA, 2489 nt
Organism: Beta vulgaris subsp. vulgaris (sugar beet)
Lineage: Eukaryota; Viridiplantae; Streptophyta; Magnoliopsida; Caryophyllales; Amaranthaceae
Product: probable carotenoid cleavage dioxygenase 4, chloroplastic
Exons: 1
Coding region: 409-2223 (604 amino acids)
Biological process (GO): carotene catabolic process
Cellular component (GO): chloroplast stroma
Molecular function (GO): carotenoid dioxygenase activity
Source: RefSeq, a predicted model, not a curated record
CAUCAAAAAUAGACUAAAGAUAAAUCGUAUAGUUCAAUGUGGAUAUAAUUUGACAAGGAAAUGAUUUUACAGCACAGAAGCUAGAUAUUACUUCAAAGUUUUGUGCUAGCCAACCAAGUAAGCAAGGUAAUUGAAGUUUUUGUUAAAACAUGCAUUAAAUUUGGUCCCCCACUGGCCACUAUGAUAUUUUUCAAGGGAAACAGAGGCAAGAGUGGAUAUUGUUUCUCAGCAUGUCAAUUGUAUAAUAGAGCAGCUGAAAAAUCCAAUGUAUAGGGCAGUGGGAGGGAAAAACGCUCAACUACUCUCAUCACAGUAUAAAGCUCAAAGUGGUUUCCCAACCCUUGGAAAGGACACUUGUCUCUAAUUCAUUUCCUAAAAAAAGUUUCAAGUAAAUACAUAUUUACCCAAAUGGAUUCCUUAUCUUCUUCCUUUCUCUCAUCUAUACAACAAACAAAGGUCCCUAUUAUUCUAAUUAGACAUUCAUCGUCGCCCCCUCGAAUUUACAUUUCUUCAGUGAGGAUCGACGAUAAGCCUCAAUCCUCCACAUCCACGUAUACCAAAUUUCCAUCACCAUUGCCCACUGAAACUCCUCAGACUAAAAGCACCCCCUUGCCACCAAAAAGCGUGUCUGUAAAGAGGUAUAAAACACAACUAUCACCACCCAAACCUUCACUCCAAUCAACCUUUUUAGAUACAUUUGAUGACAUAAUCAACAAGUUCAUUGAUCCGCCCUCAAGGCCAUCGGUAGAUCCAAGAUUUAUCCUCUCAGAGAACUUUGCUCCAGUUGAGGAGCUUACUCCUACAGAAUGUGAGAUUGAAGAGGGUGUCCUGCCCUCCUGUCUUAAUGGGGCCUACAUCCGCAAUGGCCCCAAUCCGCAAUUCCUCCCCCGUGGGCCCUACCACCUAUUUGAUGGGGAUGGAAUGCUCCAUAGCAUUCGUAUAUCUAAUGGCAAGGCCAUCCUUUGUAGCCGCUAUGUCGAGACAUACAAGUAUAUGAUUGAGCGCAAAGCAGGGUCUACUAUCAUCCCCAGUGUCUUUUCCGGGUUCAGUAGCCUUCUUGGCUCUGCAGCUCGGGGAACACUGAGUGCUGCAAGGUUUAUUGCUGGGCAAUUUAACCCCAGCAAUGGUAUUGGGUUGGCCAAUACUAACCUGGCCUUCUUUGGCAACAGGCUCUACGCCCUGGGUGAAUCUGACCUACCAUAUGAGGUUAAAGUGACUCCAAAUGGAGACAUUCAAACCGUCGGUCGAAAAGAUUUUGACGGAAAGCUCUUCAUGAGCAUGACUGCUCACCCUAAGAUCGAUCUAGACACAGGGGAGGCAUUUGCCUUCAGGUAUGGUCCUAUGCCACCAUUUCUCACCUACUUCCGAUUUGACUCCAAGGGAAACAAACAGGCAGAUGUGCCUAUCUUCUCAAUGCUACAGCCCUCCUUCCUUCAUGACUUUGCUAUCACAAAGAAGUAUGCAAUAUUCCCUGAUAUCCAGAUUGCGAUGGACCCUGCUGAAAUGAUCUUCAGGGGUGGAUCUCCUGUGGGUUUGAACCCUGCGAAGAUAUCAAGAAUUGGAGUGAUUCCUAGGUAUGCCAAUGAUGAAAGAGAUAUGAGAUGGUUUGAGGUGCCAGGAUUUAAUGUUAUGCAUGCCAUCAAUGCAUGGGACGAGGUAGACAAGGAUGGAAAUGAAGCCAUUGUAAUGGUCGCUCCAAACAUAAUGUCUCCAGAACACACUUUAGAACGAAUGCACCUUGUCCACGCAUUAGUAGAGAAGAUCAGGAUUGAUCUCAAGACUGGGGUGGUCACCAGGCAGCCAAUGUCAGCUAGAAACCUUGAUUUUGGGGUAAUAAAUCCCAGCUAUAUGGGGAAGAAAAACAAGUAUGUUUACGCAGCAGUUGGAGAUCCGAUGCCAAAAAUAACAGGAGUAGUGAAGCUGGACGUGUCGGUGGCACAAGAACGGCGGGAAUGUAUAGUGGCAAGCCGGAUGUUUGGGCCUAGGUGCUAUGGAGGUGAGCCAUUUUUUGUGGCAACUUACCCAGAUGAUCCCAAUGCAGAUGAGGAUGAAGGAUACGUUAUCUCAUAUGUUCAUGAUGAAAAUACAGGAGAAUCAAGGUUCUUAGUCAUGGAUGCCAAGUCAUCUAACCUUGAUGUUGUUGCCUCUGUGAAGCUACCCCAGCGUGUGCCAUACGGGUUCCAUGGACUCUUUGUAAGAGAAAAAGAUCUUAAAGGCAUGUAGGCCACAACCCUCUAGGUCACAUUUCAGAAGCACUCUACCAUAUACCCAUAAAGAAAAGAAUCUACCAAACUUAUAGUAGUAGGUUGUAAUUACGAAAGCUGAGCAGAAAAUAUCAUCGUAUUCAUGUUCAAGCUUAUUAAACUCAGUCAUACUUGAGCUCGAACUUUCAGUUGAGCUCAAAAAUCUGUAAAAAAAAUCUCCAUCCAUCUAAUUAAUACUAGUUUCAAGCCUGGCUCAUUUAUAAAUCAAGCUAAGCUAAUUUACAA